Octodon degus (degu) is the source of this 3167-nucleotide messenger RNA. It is a transcript of the gene Tas1r2, whose product is annotated as taste 1 receptor member 2. The transcript is spliced from 6 exons. The coding region runs from base 1 to 2538 and encodes 845 amino acids. The record is from RefSeq and is a predicted model, not a curated record. Gene Ontology annotation, molecular function: sweet taste receptor activity; G protein-coupled receptor activity. Gene Ontology annotation, biological process: G protein-coupled receptor signaling pathway; sensory perception of sweet taste. NCBI's taxonomy places the organism in Eukaryota, Metazoa, Chordata, Mammalia, Rodentia, Octodontidae. Gene Ontology annotation, cellular component: membrane; sweet taste receptor complex.
AUGGGGCUCCGGACAAGGACACUCUGGGCCCUGCUCGCCCUGCUCUUCCUGCUGCAGGUCGUGGCUGAACCUGAGCUGGCUGAGAACUCGGACUUCUUUCUGCCCGGAGACUACCUCCUGGGUGGCCUCUUUACCCUCCAUGCCAACGUGAAGGGCACUCCCCACCUCACCGUCCUGCAGGUGCCCAACUGCGAGGAGUAUGACAUGAAAGUACUGGGCUACAACCUCAUGCAGGCCAUGCGCUUCGCGAUAGAAGAGAUCAACAACCACAGCAGCUUGCUGCCCGGCGUGCAGCUGGGCUACGAGAUCGUGGACAUCUGCUACCACACCAACAACGUCCAGCCUGUGCUGUACUUCCUGGCACGAAUGGACUACCUACUGCCCAUCAAGAAGGAGUACAACCAGUACAUACCACGUGUGGUGGCCGUCAUCGGCCCCGACAACUCGGAGUCCACUAUAACUGUGGCCAACUUCCUCUCCCUCUUCCACCUUCCACAGAUCUCCUACAGCGCCAUCUCCGACCAGCUGCGGGACAAGGUGCGCUACCCGGCCAUGCUGCGCACCGCGCCCAGCGCCAGCCACCACAUCGAGGCCAUGGUGAAGCUGAUGCUUCACUUCCGCUGGAACUGGAUCGCGGUGCUGAUGAGCAACGACGACUACGGCCGUGACAACAGCCAGCUGCUCCGAGACCGCCUGUCCCGUGGCAACGACAUCUGCAUCGCCUUCCAGGAAGUGCUGCCCAUGCCUCAGCCCCAGCAGGUCAUGACGGCGGCAGAGCUGAAGCAGCUGGAGGGCAUCCUGGUGAGGCUGAAGCAGGCCACCGCGCGCGUCGUGGUCGUGUUUGCCCCCGAGCUGGCCCUGCACAACUUCUUCAGCGAGGCGCUGCGCCAGAACAUCAACGACACCGUGUGGAUCGCCUCUGAGUCCUGGGCUAUCGAUCCCAUCCUGCACAACCUCACUGGGCAGCAGAACAUCGGGACCAUCCUUGGCGUCACCAUCCAGCAGGUACCCAUGCCUGGCUUCAGUGAGUUCCGUGUGCGCCGCCCCAGGGCCCAACCAGCGAGGCCACUCAAGGACAGCUCGCGGGGCACGUGUAAUCAGGAGUGCAACGCCUGCUUGAAUGCCACCAAGUCCUUCAACACCAUCCUCACGCUCUCCGGAGACAGAGUGGCCUACUGCGUGUACUCCGCAGUCUACGCUGUGGCGCAUGCCUUGCACAGCUUCUUGCACUGUAGCUCUAACCACUGCACCAAGAAACCCAUCUAUCCUUGGCAGCUGCUGAGAAAGAUUCGGGAGGUCAACUUCUCCCUCCUGGACAAUCAGAUCUUUUUUGAUGAGCAAGGGGAUGUACCCAUGCACCUGGACAUUGUACAGUGGCAAUGGCACCUGAGCCAGAACCCUUUCCGGAGCGUCGCCUCCUACUACCCCAUGCUGCAGCAGCUGAAGAUGGUUGGCGACAUCAUCUGGCACACCUCCCACAACAGGGUCCCCAUGUCCAUGUGCUCCAAAAGCUGCCAGCAGGGACAGAUCAAGAAGAACGUGGGCAUCCACCCCUGCUGCUUCGAGUGCAUCGACUGCCUACCGGGCACCUUCCUCAACCAGACCACAGAUGAAUAUGAGUGCCAGUCCUGCCCACCAGCCAUGUGGUCCCACAGGAAGGCCACCUCCUGCUUUAAGCGGAAGCUGGCCUUUCUCGAGUGGCACGAGGCGUCUACCAUCUUCGUGGCCGUGCUGGCCGUGCUGGGCUUCCUCAGCACCUUGGCCAUUCUGAUCCUGUUCUGGAGACACUUCCAGACGCCCAUGGUCCGCUCAGCCGGCGGCCCCAUGUGCUUCUUGAUGCUGCUGCCCCUGCUUCUGGUGUUCGGGAUGGUGCCUGUGUACGUGGGGCGGCCCACGGUCUUCACCUGCAUCUGCCGCCAGGCCUUCUUCACGCUCUGCUACUCCGUGUGUAUCUCCUGCAUCGCCGUGCGCUCUAUCCAGAUUGUGUGCGUCUUCAAGAUGGCCAGCCGCCUCCCGCGUGCCUACGCCUUCUGGGUCCGCUACCACGGGCCCUACGUCUUCGUGGCGGUCAUCACGGUGCUCAAGGGGGUCAUCGUGGCGAGCAACAUGCUGACCACCCCCAUCAACCCCAUGGGCCACACUGACACCGAAGACCCCAGCAUCAUGAUCCUCUCCUGCCACCCCAACUACCGCAAUGGGCUGCUGUUCAACACCAGCAUGGACUUGCUCCUCUCCAUCGUGGGCUUCAUCUUUGCCUACUUGGGCAAGGAGCUGCCCACCAACUACAAUGAGGCUAAGUUCAUCACCCUCAGCAUGACCUUCUCCUUCACCUCCUCUGUCUCCCUCUGCACCUUCAUGUCUGUCUACAAUGGGGUGCUGGUCACCAUCAUGGACUUCUUGGUCACUGUGCUCAACUUCCUGGCUAUCAGCCUGGGAUACUUUGGCCCCAAGUGCUACAUGAUUCUCUUCUACCCGGAGCGCAACACAGCAGCCUACUUCAACAGCAUGAUCCAGGGCUACACCAUGAGGAAGGACUAGCGCCACCCCCUGACCCUGGCAUGGGGCGCUUGUGCCAGGAGUGGGGCAGAGCCUCCCUCCCUCAACUCCACAGGGACCAAUACAGAACAAUUGCCCCUGGCUGUCCCACCUUGCCCUGCUCCCAGUUGGCAUUCCCCCAAGGUUCUCUGCCAAUUUUACUCACCUAAGUUAUGGGUGCCUAAAAAUAUCCACACUCUGUUCCUUUCCCUUGAGCGGUUUCUCUUGCCAGGCAUUGCCACCUGCUUUGAGAAGAAAUGACCCAACUUGACCCACACGAGGACAAAGUCUAAAUGAGUAGCAUCCAGCCGCCACCUGGCGGCCACAGGGGCACCUGCAGGUCCAGCUCAUCCCCCUUCUUGCAGGUUCAUCCUGGGGGUCUGGGCUGCGGUUGGUGGGAGCACAGAGCAUGCUGCCCCCACCCCCGAUGCCAGUCCCCAUCCAGCUCACACCUUUGUGUCUCAUUUCCCAUUCCUGAUGAGCUCAGUACCAGGUUUCUGUGCUCUCGUGAAUAGAUGGGUGGGCACACAGGUGGUUCUUAAGUGCUUGUGAAUAAACCCCACCUGGGUAAAACGAGUGAUCUCCCUUUUAGCUAUCAGGGUCCCCUGUGAAAGGACGUGUGGCGUCAGAGA